AUGGCGACGACGACGACGACAGCGGCGACAGCGACUGCCACUACAUCUGCGACGACGAGCGCAGUGAGGGCCCAUCCCACCGAUGCCCAUGUCCGCCGACCCGCUCGGCGCCGACUCUCUACGUUCCAUGCUGGUCGCUACGCUCUGCCCCAUCCCUGCCACCAGCUGCCGCCAUCGGUUGAAGCCCUCGACCUUUCUCUUACGUCGCUCACGCCCACCCUCGCGUCGCUCCGUCUCCAUGUGCUUACCUACCUUGCCGAUCUCGAAACUCGACUGUCCCUUCUUGAGUCCCCAAUCUCCUCGGAAUCGAUCAAGGCCAAAGGCGAGCUCACCAUGGACGAGGCCCGCGCUUGGGCUCAGGACGGCCUCGAAAUGUUGCGCACGAUCAGGGAGGACGUAUGCGCUCACCUCCCGGACUUCACCCUCGAUAACGUCCCCUCCAUGGAGGACUUCGUCAAGACGCAUAUGCCAGAUGUCCCCACACUCCCGGACAUGACGGAUAUGCGCUCACACCUCCCGGAUAUGCCGGACGUCGUACGCUCCCAUUUCCCCGACUUUGACCUGUCGGACGUCCGCUCCCGAAUAGACGACGUUCGCACCCGCUUCUCCGACAUAGACUUCCCUAGACCGCUAGACUAUGUGCCGACGCUCUCAAACAGUCUUCAGUCAUUACAGGCGCAUCUGUCCUCGAUGGACCUCACCCAGAGCCUCUACAUCUCGACAUACGCCCCCAGCGCGUCGCUAUCCACCCUACUGGACAGGGUGCUCUCUUCCCAUUUCGUAUCCGAGAUAUCAUCGGACCUCAAGAGCGGGGAGGAGACGUUGGAGAAGGCUGCCUUGGAGAUCACUCGAGCGAUGAAACGAUCGCUCAACGGGUCACGGCUAAUCCAAUACGUCGAUCUGCCAGAGAAGUGGCGCAACAAUCCGUUCGUCAAGGGCGGUUAUAGAUUUAUCCCAUUGCAUGAAUGGCCCCGUAUAGUGCUCUCGCUAUUUGCUCUGCACAAUGAGACACUGAAUAUCCACACUCACCUGAUACCCUUUUUGCUGUGGACCUUCGCAUUAUUCCGGCUAUCCCCUUUCUUCAGCGCCCUGGAGGCCGAUGAGCCAGCGGAGGUCAUCUUUACCGCCUUUGCGCUCGUCUGUCUUUUCACCAGCGCUCUGUGGCAUACCAUGGCAGGCUGUGCCCACCCGCACGGCAUGGAGCUCUGCGCGCGCGUCGACUAUGUCGGCAUUGGCUGGCUGAUCAGCGCAAGCGUGGGCACCGUCGUCUACUACGGAUUCCAGUGCCACGAGUUGACGCGGAACGCGUUCCUCCUGCUCUGCCUCGGCAUCGGCCUGUCGGGGAGCAUCCUGCCCUUCACAUCGUGGUUCAACAAGCGCGAGUACCGGCACUGGCGCAUCGCGUUCUUCGUCUCCCUCGCGCUCAGCGGGAUCGCGCCCCUAGCGGAGCUCUCGCGCGCGCACGGCCCGCGUGCCAUGGGCGCAUUCAUCAGCCCAAUCGUGCCCUCCUUCGUCGCGUACCUGGUGGGGCUCGCGUUCUAUGCGACGCACUUCCCCGAGUGCGUGCUCGCGCCGCGCUGGCCGCGCGCGCGCGUGCUCGACUGGCUCGGGGGCGGCUCGCACGCGAUCUGGCACGUGUGCAUCGUUGCGGCGAUCAGUCUGCACCGCUCGGGCAUGGAGCAGAUGCAGCGCGGGAUCGAGGCUGCUUGUGCGGUGGUGGUGUGAGCGCUGCAGGGGGUUGGUUGUUGUACAGUGGUGUGUAUGUAUUGGUUGUGGUUUGUUAUUGCUUUCUUGCUGGUUAGUGUAGUCACAGUUAAUGGGACUGCACGAUUUUCUUGGACCAUCG
Molecule: messenger RNA, 1846 nt
Organism: Trametes versicolor FP-101664 SS1
Lineage: Eukaryota; Fungi; Basidiomycota; Agaricomycetes; Polyporales; Polyporaceae
Product: putative G-protein coupled receptor
Exons: 5
Coding region: 1-1725 (574 amino acids)
Cellular component (GO): membrane
Molecular function (GO): signaling receptor activity
Source: RefSeq, a predicted model, not a curated record